Messenger RNA from Lagopus muta (rock ptarmigan), 1745 nucleotides. RefSeq names its product transmembrane and coiled-coil domains 6 (gene TMCO6). Gene Ontology annotation, molecular function: protein binding; nuclear import signal receptor activity. Gene Ontology annotation, biological process: protein import into nucleus. The record is from RefSeq and is a predicted model, not a curated record. The transcript is spliced from 12 exons. NCBI's taxonomy places the organism in Eukaryota, Metazoa, Chordata, Aves, Galliformes, Phasianidae. Bases 16 to 1557 code for a protein of 513 amino acids.
GCUCCUCCCGCGGCCAUGUGGGGGCGGCGGCGCGGGGCCGGGCCCGGGGGUGGCGCGGAGGAACUGCGGGCGCGGCGGCGGGAGCGGGAAGCAGCGCUCCGCAAGGCCCGGCGGGAGCAGCAGCUGGUCAGCAAGCGGCUCCUGCGGGAGGACGAGGCGGAGCGCGGGCAGGAUGGCGCGGAGCGGGCCGUGCUGGACCCGGUCCUGCAGGGCGAGGUCUCCGAGCUGCUCAGAGGCGUGCAGAGGGGCUCCGAGGAUCGUAGAGGGUGGCUGAGACGCCUCCGCCGGGCCCUGCAGAGCAAAGAGACGCAGCAGGAGUUUGUCAGGCUGGACGGAGCGGUGCGGACGCUGGUCGGGCUGUUCACCUGCAGCCUGCCCGAUGUGCAGCUGGAGGCUGCCCGCUGCCUGCACGAGCUGUCCCACUCCAGCGAUGCUGCCGUGGCUGAGGCGUGCGUCCCCGUCACCUCCUACCUCCUCACCUACCUCUCGGGACACAGCAUCGAGCUCAUGGAGCUGUGUUUGUACACACUGGGCAACCUGGUAGUGGAGAGCGAAGUUGUGAGGAAGAAGCUUCUGCCUCAGGGCAUUAUUCCAGUGCUGGCAUCCUGCAUCCAGUCCCCGCACGAGGCUGUGCUGGAAGGUCUGGGUUACGUCUUGUCACAGCUCCUCCAAGCCAAGGAAGCCCCCGCAGAGAUCAUUCCCUUGGUUCUGGACUCUGUUCUCCCCCAGCACAUGCUUCGACUGGUUUGCUCUGGCCUCAAGUUUGGGACAGGAGCUGCAGUAGAGUUUGCAUGGUGCCUCCACUACAUUGUUUAUGAUGUUUUAUUUUGCAGCCAUACAGCCAACGUGGAGCUGAUGUCGCUGGGGGCCGUGCCUGCUCUUACCUCGCUCUUGUGUGACAUCGCUUCUGAAAUCUCCCCAAGCGAUUCUGAGGGCCUGGAGCUGCUCAUCUGCCCGGUUCUGCGGUGCCUCGGCAAUCUGCUCGCGGAGGAGACGGGUCGUGAAGCCCAGCCCCAGGACGAGCGCCUGCUUGUGGCCCUGUUCAUCAUCAUGCAUUGCUACCUGCAGCAGCACCCGUUCCUCAUACCGGAGAGUCUCUGGCUUCUGAACAACCUCACAGCAGAUGAGCCCUUCUUCUGCUCUGCUCUGCUCUCUAUGGACUUGCUCCCAGCCCUGCUGCAGCUCCUGCCGCAUUCCCAGACAGUGAGCACGUUGGUCCUGACCGUGCUGUGCAACAUAGCAGAGAAGGGCCCAGCCUACUGCCAGCAGCUGCACCAGCAGGCUGCCCUUCCCCUGCUGCUGCACGUUCUCGUGGUACCCGACCCCGAGGUGGUGGGGCAGUGCCUGGAGCUGCUGCACCUCCUCUUCCUGCACUGGCCGCAGGUUGCUGCUGACUUUGUCAAACAAGGAGGGCACCAGACCCUUGAGCAGCACCAGAGCACCCCAGAACUCCAGGAGCGGGUGCGAGUGCUGCUGGAAAUGGCCCUGCAGCCCCUGGGUGCCUCUGCAUUUAGUUCUUCAUCCACUGCAUUGUCCACCUUCUCCCAGAUGACAUAACCUGCUCUCCUGCUCUGAGGAAGAAUAGACCGUUCACUCUGUGCCCUGCUCUCCCACACUGCCUGAGGGCUGUUGGGCGGUCAGACUAUCUGCGAGCAGCAGUGCUGGCUGUAUAGGAAUGCUGGUCCUGGUGUCCCUGUCAUGGUGUAAGCACUGCCAGGAUGCCCUGUGCCUCCCAGCUACAUGGG